AUGUCUGAGUAUAAAGUUAGCAGUAUAUACUUUUCACGCUCUAAUAAACUGUUAAUAUUAAUGUGUGUGAUUUUUUUCUCCUGCUCUACUCACAUAUUUAAGAAUGUUUUUCCUUUUCUUUUUAUGCUUACAGGGAUAACAAACCAACAUGGAAAUAUAAAUGUCUAUGUUAAUAAAAAUGGCUGCUGUGAUAUAAGUUGUUAUUUAGACAGGAAUAUGGAAUAUGAACAAUAUAUACAAAAUAAAGUAAAAAAAAAUAAAAUAAUAAAUACAAACAUUGAUUGUAAUAACAAUAUAAAUAAUAAUCAUCAGUGUAAUAUGAUUAAUGUAUGUUCUGAUGAAUUAUAUAAUGAUAAAGAUAAAAAUAAGGAGAAACAUUUAUUAAACCCUGAACAGGAAUAUUUUUUUCAAAAUGAAUUUGGCAUUUAUAAAAUUUGUUACAAUAAUAUAAAGAAGAAUUAUAAUAAUAAUAUAUAUAAUAAUUUAAAUAAUAAUUUAAAUAAUAAUUCAUAUAAUUAUUCAUAUAAUAAUCCAUAUAAUAAUCCAUAUAAUAAUCCAUAUAAUAAUCCAUAUAAUAAUCCUCAUUGUAACAUGACAGAUGAUAGGGUUAAAGAAAAAUAUAUUGAUAAUAAUAUAUUUUAUUAUAAUAAAAAACAUAAUAAAGAAUAUCAAAGUGCUAUAAAUAAAGGAUCUAUAUUCUUAUACAGUAAUAUAUUAUCAUUAAUAUAUUUUAGUUCCUUAAUAACUUAUAUUUUUAUUUUCUUUUUUGAUUUAAGCAAAAAAAAUUAUAUCAUAAACCUUUUUUAUAUUACCAAUCUAAUAUCUCAUUGCAUUAUAUUUUUUAUAUUAAAUGAUAUGCAAAUUUUUAACUCUCAUUUAAUACAAUCAAAUCCUAAUCAUAUAUUUGUAAAUGAACACAAAAAGAAUUUUUCUCCUUUUUCUCAAUCAUAUUUUAAUAGUCAUAAUAAUAAUAUAUCUGUCGAAAAUAUGUUUAAUGGUAUAGCUAGCCAAAAUGGCAAUAUAGAUAAUAUAUUAUAUAUGGAUAAAAAAAAAAAAAUAGGAAUUAAUAAUUAUUCAACAAAUGAAAGAAAUAAUUUAAAGAAUAAAUUGAAUGAGUUAAAAAAUAUAUCUAUAUUAUAUAAUAUGGAUGUGUAUAAAUCUUUAUUAUUAUUUUUUUUUAUAUAUCCAAAUAAUAAUAUAUUUUUUAAUCCAUAUCUUAUUAAUAUUAAUUGGAAUAAAAUGUCUACUAUAUCGAAUGAUAUAUUAUAUGAUAAAUUUGAAAAAAUUAAAGAUAUAUAUAACAAUAAUAAUGAUAAUAAUAAUAAUAAUAAUAAAUUGAUAAAAGGUAUAAUAAAAGAAAAAAAUAAUAAUGUUUUAGAUUUUUUAUUUUUAAAAAGAAAUAAAAAUAAAAAUAUAUAUUAUAAAAAAUAUUUAUUAAUUUUAUAUUUUUUCAUUAUGAUAAGUUCUAUAUGUAGUUGUUAUAUCAAGAUUUAUCAAAAAAGAAUUUUAUAUUGUGUAUUUUAUAUUAAUAUAGGAGUUAUAACAUCAUUUUUAAUUUUAAUGAAUAGUUUAUUUAAAUUAUUUGCUCAUUCUUUAAAUUAUAUUAUAACUAACCAAAAUAGCUUGGUUAAUAUAAGUGAUUAUAUUUUUUUGUUUUUAUUAAUAGAUUUAUUUGGAUUAUUUAUUAUAUUUUUAUUUUCUUAUAAAUGGUAUAAUCAAAGAAAUGUGUGGACACAUCUUCAUAAAAUAUUUUAUAAUCAUAAAUAUAUUGCUUUCUAUUUUAAUAACACAUAUUAUAUAUAUACUCAUGAUACAAAUGUUGAUAAUAUUUUAGUAUCUAUGGAUAUAUUUGGUGAUCCUAAUGUAAAUAUUACUUUUUCUGAAUAUACAAAUUUAGAAAAAUCUAUUUUUUAUGAAUAUUUUAUAUUGAACAGAUUCAAAAAAAACAAACUCAAAAUUUUUGAAAUUCCUCAAGACAAAUUUCACGAAUUGACCACUACAUAUAAAGAAAAAGAAAGUGCCAAAAAAAAUUAUGAAAUGGAAAUAUCUUAUAAAGAUAAAGAGCACAAAAAUUUAGAACAUCUACAUAGUUGUCAUAUAAAUAUUGGAUGUUACAAUAAAUUUCAUAGGCAUCAUCAUAACGAAUAUGAUAAGAUAAGUGAAGAAAAUCCAUCCAAUUUUUAUAAUCGAAAACCAAAUCAUAGUUAUACUAUGAAACCAUAUAAAAUAUGCAUAGGAUCAUUAAACAAUAUAAUAACACAAUCGAAUAUUCCUACAGAUAAUACAAAUGAAGAUAUAAAUGAAUCAACAAUAAAUACAUCUAAUUAUAAUAAUAAUAAUAAAAAUAAUAGUAAUAAUAAUAAUAUCAAUUUUUUUAAUUCUCAAAAUAAACUAAUAAAUUAUCCUUAUGAAAAUGAAUUCAUUCAUGAAAAUCAGGAAUAUGUAAAUUAUAUGGACCAUACUCCAAAACAACAAAUUAUAGAUCAUACAAUUUUAAAAAAUAAACACAAUGAGGAAGACACUAAUAAAAACAAUAUAACAACACAACAACAAAAAAAGUUAUUAAAUAAAAAUCUUGUUAUAACUGAUGAAUAUUUUAUAAACACAAAUCAAAAUAAAUAUAUUAUUAACAACGUACAAAAUAAUAAUAAUAUAUGCUCAUCAAAAGAAAUAUAUUUAGAUAAAUCAGAACAAUGUCAACAAAAAAAUAUUUGGGAUAUACAAAAUACAUGUCAAAAUGUUUUAUCAAUACCAGAUUAUGAUGAACAAGAUAAUCAAAAAGGAAAUGAACAGGAAGAAAUAAAUUGUCAAAAGGAUAGAAAUUAUUAUUUAUAUAAUGAAGAAUAUAACCAAGAAACAUAUCACAAUAAUCAUCAUCAUAUAAAUGGUCAUAUGGAUAAUUUUGUUAAACCUCAUACAAAAAAUAACAUUAAUAAUGAUAUUAAUUAUGACACUAGUUAUCAUAUGAAUAAUCAUAAUAACAAUUUUAAUAUAUUUCGAAACAUAAAAAUAUUUAUGUCCUCAUUCACCUUUGUUUUCUUCUUUUUUAUAUUUAUAUAUGCCUUUCUAUUGUCAAUCAUACACAUAUUUAUAAAUUACUUCUUUUAUAUAUAUCUAUAUGUUUUCAAUAUAAAUAUUUAUGUCUCCAAUGUAUAUACAAUUAUUAUGACAGGUGUAUCAUUAAUAGCUAUACCAUUCUCAGGAUAUAUUAUUGAUAGCAUUGGUGCUUUCCUUUCUCUUCUUUUAUGUUCUUCUCUCUUUAUCUUAAUAGCCAUUUCUGGUUCCAUAUAUUGCUAUAAGUUUAAUUUAAAUUCUGAAGUUUUGGCUUUUUUGUUCUUCAAUCUUAUAGGCAUAAGUCAAUCCAUUAUUCCUACUGUCAUCAUUUCGCAGAUACCUACCCACUUAUGUGUGAAGAAUAACGAACAUAUAACAUCAGCCUUUGCAAUAUUUGAAGUUGUUUCGAUGAUAAUUAUAAGUUUAAAUAAUUAUAUCUUUGGUAGUUUUAUGAUCAAAGAAGAAUACUUAAUGGGUCUUUAUCUGUUAUUUUUUUUUACCCUAUUAGUUAUAGCCCUGAUUUCAUUGUUAAUAAUUUCUAUUUAUAUUAAAAAGAAAAGAUAUAUACAUAUGUAUAAGAAUUCGAAUGACUAUAAUUUGGCUCAACCAUUGCUUUAG
Plasmodium adleri (nom. inval.) is the source of this 3672-nucleotide messenger RNA. RefSeq names its product conserved Plasmodium membrane protein, unknown function. NCBI's taxonomy places the organism in Eukaryota, Apicomplexa, Aconoidasida, Haemosporida, Plasmodiidae. The record is from RefSeq and is a predicted model, not a curated record. The transcript has 5 exons. Bases 1 to 3672 code for a protein of 1223 amino acids.